CCCGGCGCCCGCUUUGCUUGGGCAUGGCCGAAGACGCGGACGUGGGCAGCAACUCGCUGCAGGGCUACGAGCUGGAGGCGAACGGGUACUUCGCGGUGGAGGCGAAGGAGAGCCAGGACGGCAGCAAGUUCGCGGAGCUGGUGCUGCGGCGCGCGCUGGACCGGGAGAGCGAGCAGAGCCUGCGGCUGGUGCUGACGGCGGUGGACGGCGGCGAGCCGCCCCGGAGCGGCACCGCCCAGCUCUGCAUCAACGUCACCGACGCCAACGACAACCCCCCUGUGUUCGCGCAGGACCGGUACCGCGCGAGCCUGCGCGAGGACGCGCCGCCGGGCUCGCCGGUGCUGAACGUCUCCGCCUCCGACGCCGACGCCGGCACCAACGCCCGCAUCACCUACGGCUUCGGGAAAAUGCCGGCCAAGGUGCUUGAGAAGUUCGUGGUGGACGCGGAGAGCGGGGCGAUCACGCUGCAGGAGACGCUGGACUUCGAGGACACGCGAGGCUACACGCUGCUGGUGGAGGCGAGGGACGGGGGCGGUCUGGUGGCGCACUGCAAGGUGGAGGUGGAGGUGCUGGACGUGAACGACAACGCGCCGGAGAUCACGGUGUUGUCGGUGUCGAGCCCGGUGCCCGAGGACGCGCCGGCCGGCACGGUGGUGGCCCUCCUGAACGUGAUGGACCGGGACUCCGGGGAGAACGGGCAGGUGUGGUGCGAGCUGUCGGGCGAGGCGCCGCUGUCGAUCGUGGCGUCGUCGGGCGGCUCGUACAAGGUGGUGACGGCGAGCGCACUGGACCGGGAGCAGGCGCCCGAGCAGCGGGCGACGGUGGUGGCCAGGGCGGGCAGCCCGGCGCUGUGGAGCCGCGCGGCGCUGGUGCUGGAGGUGUCGGACGUGAACGACAACGCGCCGGUGUUCGAGGAGGCCGCCUACAGCGCCUACGUGGCGGAGAACAACGCGGCGGGCGCGCCGGUGCUGCGCGUGCGCGCGCGGGACGCGGACGCGGGCGCCAACGGGCGCGUGAGCUACUGGCUGGCGGGCGGCAGCGCGGGCGCGGCGGGCGCGGCGCCGUACGUGUCGGUGGAGGCGCGGAGCGGCGCGGUGUACGCGCAGCGCUCCUUCGACUACGAGGAGUGCCGCGAGUUCGCGGUGGCGGUGCGGGCGCAGGACGGCGGGGCGCCGGCGCGGAGCUCGACGGCGACGGUGCGCGUCUUCGUGCUGGACCGCAACGACAACGCGCCGCGGGUGCUGUGGCCGGCGGCGGGGGCGGGGGCGGCGGCGGCGGCGGCGCCGUUCGAGGUGGUGCCGCGGUCGGCCGAGGCCGGGUACCUGGUGGCGAAGGUGGUGGCGGUGGACGCGGACGCGGGGCGCAACGCGUGGCUGUCGUACGAGCUGGUGCAGGCGCCGGAGCCGGCGCUGUUCCGCGUGGGGCUGCACAGCGGCGAGGUGCGGACGGCGCGGGCCGUGUCGGCGAGGGACGCGGCGAAGCAGCGGCUGGUGGCCGUGGUGAAGGACCACGGGCAGCCGGCGCUGUCGGCCACGGCCACGCUGCACGUGGUGCUGGCCGAGAGCUUGCAGGAGGCGCUGCCGGAGCUGAGCGACAGAGACGCUGUGUCCGAACUGACAUCUGAUCUAAACCUCAUUCUUGUAGCGGCGCUUGCUGUCGUGUCCUUGGUAUUCGUUUUGACAGUCAUUUUGGUAUUGUUCUUUAAAUGCCGACGGUCUAGGAGCCCUCCCGUUUUUAUAACUUCUGAUAAGGAACUGUAUUCCAGCCUGGGCUCAAAAGCACCGUACAACUACUGCAGCAGCACGCUGCCCUUGCCCUACUCCUACGAGGUGUGUUUAGCCUCCGAAUCGGGCCAGAAGGACUUCACAUUUCUGAGACCAGGGACGGCAGUGCUUUCUGACCGUCUCCUGGCCGGGGAACCCGGCUCAGGCACUCACUCCGGGAAGGACCCUCCUAGCCCCGAGAGCUCGGCACAGCAAGCUCAGCCUAACACAGACUGGCGCUUCUCUCAGACCCAGAGACCUGGAACGAGCGGCUCCCAGAAUGGAGAGGAAGGUGGAGCCUGGCCGAACAACCAGUUUGACACGGAGAUGCUCCAAGCCAUGAUCCUGGCUUCAGCAAACGAAGCUGCUGACGGUAACUCAACCCUGGGCGGUGGGACGGGCACCAUGGGGCUGAGCGCCCGCUACGGCCCCCAGUUCACCCUGCAGCACGUCCCCGAUUACCGGCAGAACGUCUACAUCCCGGGCAGCACCGCCACCCUCACCAACGCCGCCGGCAAGCGCGACGCCAAGAGUGCCGGCUCCUCGGGAGGCAACAAGAAGAAAUCCGGGAAGAAGGAGAAGAAGUAGAGAAGAAGAAGGAGACCUUAGAGCCACAGGGCAGCCGGCUCCAGCACUCCCCCAAACCACAGCCCAGGCCGGAGGACGAAUGUGAUUUUUUUGUGAUGCAAAAAGUAGGAAACGCUGCGAAUGUAUUUCAUCAUCAUCAGAGCUAGGAGCAGGGUCUCGCUGCUGUUAGAUCUCAUGAUGAAAACCAAUCCGGAAGCUAAACCGCACGCAAACAAGUGCCCUGUGAAUACUUGCUAAUGUUUUAUACGAUCCCUCGGGUAUUAGAAUAUGCAAGGACGGAAGGUCUUCUGCCAGGUCUUUGGAUCCGAUUUGUUCCCAGAUAGUCCGAGAAAGGCACUAAGCUUGUGCUCGGCUUUGCCCAGUGUAAAUAAUUUUAACGCGAAUCUUUUAAUUUAUAGACCUUCGAUCAUUUUUUGGAAAGGAAAAGGCAGUUCCUAGCUUAGAGCCCAUGCUCCAGAUCUUUGCUCUUAAACUUUCCAUUAGUAAAAUUCACCCCCAGUUAAUGAUAGCGAUGGAUUUAUUGCUGAGAAGUUGGUAGGGAGUGCUUCGGUUCCUGCUUACCUGUUACCUGGAAAAAAAAUAAGUAAGUGUUUAUAUUGCAUGAGUCAAAGGGAAUAUGGCAAAGCUGCAUCCUAAACAUUUAUUUUUUUUUUUUAAAGUGCAACCACUGAUGGCCUGAAAUAUGAGACAAAAAAAAAACCUCCUGAUGUCUGAGAGGUAGGGAAUUCAAUGAGGAGCAUGCCGAGGUGUGCGGCAGCUGCCCCAUCGGUUCUAGGGGUCUCCGAAGAGCAGACACAUCUCAUCCCUUCUUUGCAGUAAAUAUUUAUAUGUACAGUCAAUGUUCUUCUGGAAUUAAAGCUAAGAGAGUCUCGCUCCCCUGCGGCCAGGCAGCCAUCUGGCCGAGUCCCCGCCAAGGGGACCGGGGAAGAUGCUUCAUGUUUCUGCACACCGUGUCUGCAUGCACGUCCUUCACCUCACACCUGCACUAGCGCAGUUAGUUCCACGGACCCGGAGAAGUCCUCGCAUGCCCACGCAGCGUGGUGUGAACGCGCUGGCAGCCGCCCAAGCCUCCGUGCUGGGACUGCCUUG
This is a messenger RNA of Gymnogyps californianus (California condor), 3440 nucleotides long. RefSeq names its product protocadherin gamma-B5-like. Gene Ontology annotation, molecular function: calcium ion binding. Lineage: Eukaryota; Metazoa; Chordata; Aves; Accipitriformes; Cathartidae. The record is from RefSeq and is a predicted model, not a curated record. Gene Ontology annotation, cellular component: plasma membrane. Gene Ontology annotation, biological process: homophilic cell-cell adhesion.